GGAGAGAGGGAUGGCUUACAACAAGGGGUUGCAUGGAAGCAGUGGAGGGAGUCAUAGAGGAAGGUCUUAUGUGUUGAUAUUGCUGAUCACAUUUGGAGCUGCACUCCUUGGGGUAAUGGUGCUUCACAAGCUCAGAGAGAGGCGCAUCUACAACCUUCUUAUCAAAGAGAGAGAUCAGCAACUUCUUGCCCUUCAGCUUCUCUUGCAGAAAGAAAGAGAUCGCACCAAUGAAUUGAGAGGAAAGAACGAAGAGAUGAGGGGGAAAAUAUACUCCCUUAGAAGUCAAAAGACGGAGCUUGCUAGAACAGUUGUAGAGAUGAAAUCCACUUUGGAUUCGCUGAGAGAUGAACAGAAAGUGAUGGAAUCCGCAUUUGAGGAGAAUCAGAAUGAGCUCAGAACAAUGCAAGAAAAAGGGAGCAAAGUCGAACAAGGAGGCUCUCAAAUAAUAGCACUAAGAGAGAAUCUUAAGCAUAAGGAAGCAGAGAUAAAGGACUUGAAGCGCCGUCUUGAAACUCCAUUUAAGAAACACCCGUCAAGCAUCAAUGAUCAUUCGCCCAUUGUUCCUGAAAUUGUGACAGUAAAUGGAACAAUGGCAGCACAAGAUAAAACUGAGAGCGAGAAUAAAGAAAAUGAAAAUUUACGAGAAUCUGCCAGUGUCAAAUAUGACGGUGAUGACAAGUUCCAAGAUGAAGAGGUUACAGAUGAAAUAAAAGAUGAAACUAGGACUGAUCAGGAGCUAGGAAAGAAAAAUGAAGAGCCUCGAGAUGAUGGUGGUGGUGCAGGUGUGGCUGCUGCAAAGGAUAUUGAGGAUGAAGUGGUGGAUGGUAGAGAAAAUAAAGCAAUCAGAGAAGAGGAGCUGGCACAACUAGUGAAUAAUACAGAUGGUGAAGGUAAGGAUGUUGAUGUGAAACAAUUGGCUGGUGUGAAGAGGAAACAUGGCCAUGCAAGUAGAACAAAGGGGAAGCGCUGGAGAACCAUUGUCAAGAAUAGGUUAAUGGAGAACAAUGGGAUUUUUGAAAGUUAUGGAAAGGUAAACAAGGGAAAUAGGAAGGUUUACAGAGAUGAGAAAGGUGAAAAGGAGGAUGAUGACCAAAGAAAAGACAAGCCACAGGCCCAUUUACUAAAGCCUCAAAACCAUGAAAACAGAUAUGUCAGUAACAUGAGAGUGAAUAAUACAAAUCACCAGGAGACAAAUAAUGGAAUUAACAUUUACCCAGAAAAUCAAAGACAGGUUGAACACAAAUUGUCAGAAGAUCAUGAGGACAGAUUUAUCCAACGAAACUGGAGCACGAAGCAUAUCAACAAAGAAGACAAGAAUGCUGAUCAAAUAAAACCAAACAUGGCUCAAGAAGAGCCUGAAAAAUUAGAGGUUUUGGAUGUACAAAAGCAAGAAAGAGAUGGAAUUGAUAGGGGUAAUGAGGACGAUGACGAUGAUUUUAAAGAAUCCCAAUCUGAAUUUGAAGAUGAGAAGGACGAAUACAAAGAAGAGAUAGACGAAUCAGAAUUUCAGCCUGGUUUGUAA
Messenger RNA from Abrus precatorius (Indian licorice), 1522 nucleotides. Its product is annotated as glutamic acid-rich protein-like. The transcript is spliced from 3 exons. The coding region runs from base 11 to 1522 and encodes 503 amino acids. The record is from RefSeq and is a predicted model, not a curated record. NCBI's taxonomy places the organism in Eukaryota, Viridiplantae, Streptophyta, Magnoliopsida, Fabales, Fabaceae.